This is a messenger RNA of Nematostella vectensis (starlet sea anemone), 3312 nucleotides long. RefSeq names its product proteoglycan 4-like. Bases 273 to 1577 code for a protein of 434 amino acids. The transcript has 6 exons. The record is from RefSeq and is a predicted model, not a curated record. NCBI's taxonomy places the organism in Eukaryota, Metazoa, Cnidaria, Anthozoa, Actiniaria, Edwardsiidae.
GAAAAGUAUAAAGAAAUCCGGAUCGAUAAGUACGAUGAUCUAUCACGUGUGGACUGCUUCGAUCGUUCAACGUGAUCCGAAAUAUUUCUGAAAUAAGCUUACAAAAGCAAUGGAGCAUAUAUUAGCUACCAUGCGAUAAUACGCUCGUCCAUGGUCCCCAUACAGCUGCUUUAGUUCAAGAAGAAAGGUUCCCAAGUCAAAGUUGCACGUCUAAACCAUCCCUGUUACAUUAUCUUCGGCUGCUAAACUGUUAUAGACAAGUUGGCUUAAAUAUGCGUACCAAAUACAAACCACAAACACCAAACAAGAAGAUAGUACCACGGCUUAAGGCCUGUCCAGAAUGUGGUACAAAUUGUCCUACUGCAUGUCGCAGCUGCAAAAAUGAAAACUGCUCAUACAUUUUUGCAAAGAAGGUCAAGUCGAACCAUGAUGCUAUUGAAAAGAAAGGGACAACCAACCCAACCAAUCAAAAAGACAUGAUGUAUUAUAGGGCAGACGUCCUGCAUCAGAAACACCAAAAUGACAUUGUCAUUUUGACAUUUAAAAAACAUGGUCUGGGCACAACAGUAGAGUGCUAUGGCACAGAAGGUGCCGGUGCAGCCUUUGUUGGGCACGAGGGAGAGAAGCCUGCCCAUGAACUUGGGAAAAUGGUUAAGAAAAUGUUUGAGACGUUUAUGGAAGAAUACAGGAAGAAAAACAGGGUACCUGAUCCAGAACCACCACAACCCUUCAGUUUUCAAGAUGGUGCAACAGGUGGACCAAUGCUAGCCGCACCUUCAACAGCUAUGCCACAUGCUGCUGCUGCCACUCCAUCUAGCACAACACAAGUGCCACCAGCACCUACAACAUCUGGGCAACAGCCACCAGCACCUACAACAGCUACGCCACAGCCAACAGCACCUACAACAGCUACGCCACAGCCAACAGCACCUACAACAGCUACGCCACAGCCAACAGCACCUACAACAGCUACGCCACAGCCAACAGCACCUACAACAGCUACGCCACAGCCACCAGCACCUACAACAGCUACGCCACAGCCAACAGCACCUACAACAGCUACGCCACAGCCAACAGCACCUACAACAGCUACGCCACAGCCACCAGCACCUACAAAAGCUGGGCAACAGCCAACAGCACCUACAACAGCUACGCCACAGCCACCAGCACCUACAACAGCUACGCCACAGCCACCAGCACCUACAACAGCUGUGCCUCAGGCUACUGCUACUCUUUGUAGCACAACAAAAUCUACUUUGUCAGCAUCAGCAUCCCCACCGCCCUUCACUGUCACAUCUAAAACAGAUACGGUAAUGUAUAAAAAGGAUGAUAUCUGGUUGGCUGCUGGGAUUUUGAUGCCACAUUUAACUACCCUCCAUGGCCAUGAAAUCCCCCCGAACCAUGUGUGUGUUCAGCUCACAUCAGUCAAGGAUAACGUGGAAGCCCCUCUUGUUUUAGGGAAUAGCGUGGAGAACAGAUAUUUGCAAAAGGGGAUGUUCUUUGCUCUACCAAAGGAUUCCUUGUGUAAAGCAGUAAUGGUAGGCCUGAACAGGUUAGCUUUACAGAAAUUGUGUUGAUGCACUAAACGUUUCUCCAGCAAAUCAUGGUGCCCCUGUAAGUUAUGACUUUGUUGGGUUUUAUUUGGCUGUAUAUCAAAUAAACCUCCAUACAUUACCUGGCUAUUUGCGCACUUACUCUCAAAUGAUGCUUUGCAAGUUUAGGAGCUACAUCGGCCAUCAUCCACGUGUUGCUGGAGAAACGUUUGCUAAAACAGGUGUUAGAUUUACCACUUGGCUUAAAUUGCACCCUAGUUCCCAAAGUUGUGUGAGGAACUUAACGAUUUCCGCAUAAAAAAAGUUUUAUAGCAGUUUUCCCCUAACCUUUUGCGCAAAAACUGGCUAUAAAAUCAUCUUGAGAAGGAAAUCGAGAAUUAUAUCCAGAUAGACAUAUUUAUUUCGCACUUCUAGCAAUGUUCAUAUAGUAUAUCGUUAUGUAUUUGAGGGAGCAGGCCCCCUGGAAUAACUAUUCAGCUAACGGAGCCAGGGCGCUCAAAGUUGGUGUUUCAUCUUCAUAUUUUUUAAAUAUUUAUUCAUCGGUGACUAGGGUGCAAUUUAAACAAAGUGAUAAAAUCAAAACGUUUACCGCCAAGAAAUCCCGAAUCGGACUCCAUACCUCUGUUUUUCAUUAAAAAAAUAUAUAUAUAUGAAAAAUAAUUAGAAAUUGAUGCACAAAUUUACACAUCCGCGUAAUUGUAUCUAUAAAGAUUGUUGUGGAAACCACUCUAUAUCUACAUUUUUAAAUUAGCCACGUACUCUCUGAUUGUCCCUUAGUAAGGUGAUUAUUUAUGAUUCUGAGACAGCUUAGAUACAAGAUAUAUUUUUACAAAAAUGUAAUAAAUUCAUUAUAUAAAUUUAUUUUAUUUUGUACAGGUAGGGGCUUUUACAUCAGUUACAGUUAUUACAUUUUGAUGUCGCUGUCAAUUUUUUCACUUAUCAAAGUGAUUAUUUUCUGAAUAUUUAACAGCAGAGAUUCAAGAUGCAUAUAUCAUAUAUUUUUAUAAAAAUCAAAUUAUUUAAAUUUCCGAAAUAAUUACUGCUGUUUUCUCAAUUCUGUGAACUCUCACAUGUAGCACUGAGGCUUAGUGACGUAAGGCAGGAGGUGGGUUUAACAUUGUAAAUCAUUAGCGAGAAUUCGCAGAAUCAUGGAAACUGCAGUAAAUUAUCAAUUUUUUUAAGCUUUACUUAUGGAAGAACACUUUUUAUGAACUUAUUUUUGCAAAUGCGCGAGUCCCUUUCCCUUUUAUAUCAUUUAUACACCUGCCUGUUUUAGACUUCUUCUCUCUUGCAUUUGAAAAGUGGAACAAACUUUCUGCAUUUUAACAAAGAGCUCUCAGAACAAAAAUGGUGACCAUUUGCCAACUUCAACUCAAAUUAUUUGUACCUAGGGUUUGAGCACCAAUCUAUGGAGUGCAAAAUAUUUAUAUUGCCAUUAAACUAAAAAAACGUUUCUGUGAUUUCAUGUAUUGGGAUGACAAAGGCAGCGAAGUAUUACAUUGCCGCGGUGCAAUUUUGACCAUGAACCACCAUUCUCCAAAAUGAAAAGUGUUCUCCUUUUUUAAAAAAAAUUGUAAUGGUUUUUAUUAUUUUUACAGAGAGAGAUAUCUAUAUUGAAGAGUUAUUUUUAUAAAACUAUUUAUAAAUAUGUCAUAAAAUUCACAGAACACAUUAUUAAAAUAGUACUUUAUUACAAUUUUAUUUACAAAUUCCUUCAAAUAUCUAGUUUUGUUGACAUUAAAUAAAAAGUAAAAACAAA